Messenger RNA from Komagataella phaffii GS115, 1521 nucleotides. RefSeq names its product 60S ribosomal export protein NMD3. Gene Ontology annotation, biological process: ribosomal large subunit export from nucleus. Lineage: Eukaryota; Fungi; Ascomycota; Pichiomycetes; Pichiales; Pichiaceae. The transcript has a single exon. Gene Ontology annotation, molecular function: ribosomal large subunit binding. Gene Ontology annotation, cellular component: cytoplasm; nucleus. The record is from RefSeq and is a predicted model, not a curated record. The coding region runs from base 1 to 1521 and encodes 506 amino acids.
AUGUCAAACUAUACUCAUCUCGAGCCUACCGAGCAACAAGGUGUUGCUACGGUGCUAUGUUGCAACUGUGGUGUUCCCAUGGAUGGUACCACUGGUCUAGUCAUGUGUUACGACUGUAUAAAACUUACAGUUGAUAUCACCGAAGGAAUUCCAAGGGAGGCAAAUGUGUCGUUCUGUAGGAACUGUGAACGUUUUUUGCAACCUCCAGGACAGUGGAUCCGUGCAGAAUUAGAAAGUAGAGAGCUUUUGGCUUUGUGUCUCAGGAGGUUGAAAGGUUUGAAUAAGGUCAGAUUGAUUGAUGCUUCCUUUAUCUGGACAGAGCCUCACUCUAGAAGAAUCAAAGUUAAACUAACAGUUCAGGGUGAGGCUAUGACAAACACUAUUAUUCAGCAAAGCUUUGAAGUUGAAUAUGUUGUAAUGGCAAUGCAAUGUCCUGACUGUGCCAAAUCAUUUACUGCUAAUACGUGGAGAGCCGCUGUUCAGGUUCGUCAAAAAGUUCCUCACAAAAGAACCUUCUUGCACUUGGAACAGUUGAUUCUAAAGCAUAAUGCUCAUGUUGAUACCAUUUCUAUUAAGGAGGCCAAGGAUGGUCUGGACUUCUACUACGCACAGAAAAACCACGCUGCCAAGAUGAUUGACUUUAUCAGUUCCGUGGCCCCUGUCAAAUCCAAAAAAUCUGAAGAACUUGUGAGUGCAGAUAUUCAUUCAGGAACCUCUACGUAUAAGUUUACUUUUUCUGUUGAAAUUGUACCCAUCUGUAGAGAUGACUUAAUUGUUCUUCCAAAAAAGUUAGCACAUUCCUUAGGAACUAUCUCCAGACUGGUAGUUUGCUCCAAAGUUUCGAAUACAGUUCAAUUUAUUGAUCCAAACACAUUACAAAUAGCAGACAUAAACUCCAACGUUUACUUCAGAGAUCCUUUCCCAGUUCUGUGCAACAGAACAGAGUUAAUUGAAUUCAUUGUGCUCGAUGUUGAACCUACUGGAGAGACCAGAGGAAACUAUAUUCUUGCUGAUAUUACCGUAGCAAGAGCAGCAGACAUGGGUAACAAUGAUCAAGAAUACUAUGUAAGAUCGCAUCUUGGUGGCUUACUGAAUCCUGGAGAUUCUGCGGAUGGAUACUUUUUGGCUAAUUCGAACUUCAACAGUGACCUUUUUGAUGAAUUAGACAGCAAGAAUGUACUAGAUGUAGUUCUGAUCAAGAAACACUUCUCCAGAAGUGCAAGAAGAGCUAAGAAGAGAGCUUGGAGACUUAGAAGAAUGGCGAAGGAACACCAGGAUAUUGUCGCUAAUGACGAAUCUAGACAAGCUAAACAAGAGCAAGAGAAGGCUGAAAGAGAUUACGAGAUCUUUUUGCAGGAAUUGGAGGAAGAUCCAGAACUUAGACAAACCGUUAAUCUUUAUAAGGCUGAUGAGCCACCAGCUCCAGAAAAUGAGGCUGACAUGGAUGAAGAUGACGAUGCCCCUGAAAUUGGUGUUGAUGAGUUAUUAGAUGAGCUUGAUGAGAUGACUCUAGAUGAAUAA